CUCAGAGAAUUAGUUUGUCAAUAUAAAAUUUAUGAUGGAAAUGUCACAAAUAUUUAACAUGGUAAAAAUAUUUAAUGUUAAAUAGAUUUUAAGGAUAAUGUUAAAUGAAAAAGAAAAACUUAAAAGUCAAAUUAAUUUGUUUUAGUUUGUUUUGACUAUAUCGAUGAUCGUAAUUUCUGAUGGACAAAUAAACCGUUACAUAAAUCCUGUUUGGUUAGAAAUGGAUGCUAACAGCGAAUAUUAUCCUGGCGGUGAAGUAAUAAGUCAAAUUCUUCAAGCCUAUGGUUUAACUGAUAGUUAUGGAUCGUCACGGUAUAGAUCAUCCGUUUCUAAUCAAAAUAGUUAUGGAAAAUCUAAUACAAGGAAUCGAGUUUUAAAUAAUUUGAAUAAUGCAUAUUAUGAUUCGGAUCCUUCAACUCAGGAAUACCUCGAUCGAAAUUAUGACUACGUCGACAACGCAAUCAGGUACUUAACACUAUAUUUUUCACAUUAAUUCUGUACACAAUUAUUGAAUUAUCACAAAUAUUGUCAAAUCAUUUGUGUUGUACAGGUGUCUUUACUUGAAGAGCGUUUAAUUAUAUUUUUUUUAAAUUUAAUUUAAAUUUGUUGACUAUAUAAUAGACUAGAGCAAUCACUUCCUGAUUUGCUAACUUAACAAAUUUUUACAACUCUCAUCACAGUAUGGGAGUAAGGAAUGAAGUGUACAUAUUCAAUAUUCAGUUGUAUGAUAAACAAAAUUGUCGGUUAUAUAUUCUGGUUGGUAAACAUCAAACUGUUACUGAAUCACCAAAACAUAAAUUUGUAAAUUCGGUUAUUGAAAUAGUUGAUAAUAUUAUUAGAAUCAAGAAUAAAAUAUAAUUUAACUUUUUUUCUCCUCAUGUUUUUCAUAUUAAUAUUAUAAUUAGUUAUUAAUUAUUAGUAAUAAUUAAUAACUUAGGUAUAACAUAUUAAUUAUGAAGGACAUAAAUAAGACUUCUUAUAAUAAGUUUCAAAUCUUAAGCCAUUUAAGGUUAAAGGACUAAAGGUAAUAUUAGAUUAGUGCAAAAAAUAUAAUUUAAAAUUCUCACAAAGUUCAAAUACUAUAAAGAAAUUAAAUUAUUAGAAAACGUAGAAAUUACCCAAAAUAAUGUUUAUAAAUUCAGUAAUUUUGGGCCCCUAUUACAUACCCCUCCUGCAUACCCCUUACGUACGCCUAUAAUUUUUUUGAAGUAGUUAGGUAUACCGCCAAGGGCAACUUCUGAGACUUGGCUCUGAACUCUAAGACUGGCUGUGAAGUCAUAUUUUUUAGAAAACUGUAUAACAAAACGUAUAUUUAUAUUUUAUAGUUUAUUUAUACAUCAUAGUAUAGAUAGUAGAUACCUCUAACUAUACACUUGUACCUAUGUGUUUGUCAUAUUAUAAUCGAUAGUAAAUUUUUUUUUUUGUUAAGUUAUUCUUAACAAAAAUAUGGACUUGGGGCAUCCGCAGCCCCUAGGGCUCCCCCUGGAGCCGCCUCUGUCUCUCUUAUACUAGUAUAAUUCAUAAAUUACUCCAAAGAUUUCUGUACUAUUAAUAAUAAAUUAAACAUAAAAUCGAACCCUGUCAUUAUCAACUAAUAUUUAAAAUUAGAUUUUCUUAUGGAAAUUGUAUUUUGAGAUUCAAACUAAAAUAUCGAGUUAGAAAGCUACACAUCACCUAGUUUAAACUAGAAAAUCAUUGUAAAUUUACAAUGAUUUUGUAUUUUUUUUUUUUUAAAACAUUUUAUGGAGUAACACAAUUGCUUCAAAUGAUUCACCUUUCAUAUAGUUUUACUGUCAAUUGGAUAUUAGACAUGGUUGUUAUUUUAUAAUAUAGGUUUUUCCUUAGAUUUGGAUAAAUCAUAAUAGUUUUCAAGAAAAACUAAUUUUGACAUUCUCUUGAAAACUAAAGAUAAUUUACAAAACGCAAUUAUCUGAAGUAAGUAGCAUUAAUUGGUUUACAAUUUAAAAUUAACUAGACAGGUUAUACUUUAAUAUUGUGUAAAAUAAUAAAACACGUAUUUCCUAUUUUUAAAAAGGGUUUUAAAUUUAAAUAAAACUGUAAAUUUUAUACAGAACUGUGCAUUAGGGCAAGUACUGGUUUUAAGUAUUCUUUUAUACUUAUUAUUAUAUAAAAUUAAUUCAAACUAUUAUUAGUUACUAAAUACCGAUUUUAUUAAUUGUAAUUUGGUCACUUAUUAUAAUUCAAUUUAAUUAGUUCUUUUUUUUCUAAUAUAGUAUUUUUCUUCUACAAACCUUUAUUGGUUGUAUCAUCAUUUUGUAUACCUAUAUAUAUUAUAAAACCAUAUUUUUGCAAAUGUUUACAAACAGUUAUAAAAAUAUUAUUAAUAAUAUUAGUAAAAUAUUAGCUAUUUUAAAUUUCGAGUUCUGCUUAAAAUCGUUUUUCGAUUGUCACCAUACAAAUAUUGAUACCUACCAGUAGCGUAUCAAGGGGGGUGUUUUGUGUUCAAACACCUUUGACCAUAUUUAUGCCGACAAUUAUAAUUUAUAUUAUAUGCAGUUAUAUGCAUUCGGUUUUUAUAAAAUUUGUUAAGUUACGUUUACGUACAGCUAUAAUUAUUAAGUAUAAUGUAUAUUAUAUUUUAUGUGCACAAUAAAGUUACAAAGAAGUUACAUCUAAACAUAAAAUAAAAACACCCCCCUAAAAAAAUCCUGGCCACACCACUGAUACCUACCACUACAUAUUUCCAUCUUGCAGGGUGAAUGACUAUGAAACUGCAUGAAAACAUCACUGUCUUAAUUUUAACGUCACAAACGUCGUGAAUGGAAAAAUUGAACAUCUUAGUUUUUUAGAAGCUUUUAAAACUAAUGCAAGAUACUCGGUUACAGUGAAAGCAUCCCCCAACUACAUAAAUUUCCCGACUUUAAAUAUUAUAGUUAUUUUAUUAAGCUUGUUAUUAUAGCUAUGAGUAUAAUAUCAAUUUGUAUUUCCAAUUUAUUACGAUUCAUAGAAUGUAUUUUAAAAACCAUUUAAAUGUUUAAAUCGAAUAAUUUUUAUUUUUUACUAUUUAAGUAAUUUUAUCAAAGCGGUGGUAUGGUGAUAUAUUUCUACAAAUUUAAUGCAUUAAUAUAUAAAGCAUAUAAUAUUAUGUUUCAGAGGUUCUAGCAGAUACCGAAAUAAUAUGUUUGAUAUUCCUAGAAGUGCUAGAAUUAAUGUGGCUACCACAGUACCGAAGACUACUUAUUAUCAGCCAGAAUAUUUAGACCAACAUUUACCAUCAACACCAUUACCAUUAUCUUACUCUAGGUUCAGAUUAUUACCUACUGCAGGCGAUUCUACUGUGUCCCAGGAUUUGGUAUUACGGAGCAGAGAAACACCAAGACUUAUUCCAAGAUCCACUGUUACUCCAGAUACUGCUAAUGAAAAUCGCAAAAUAUAAUAGCAAGCCACGACUUCUUAUUAUAAGUAUUUAUUAUUAUAGUUAAAUUAUGAAUUAUAUAAUUGUAUCUAGUUUGUAACGCUUGCAUACCAUACCAUAAUAAUAAUAAUAAUAAUAAUAAUUAUCAAAUGUCAG
Cinara cedri is the source of this 3532-nucleotide messenger RNA. NCBI's taxonomy places the organism in Eukaryota, Metazoa, Arthropoda, Insecta, Hemiptera, Aphididae. The record is from the annotation of a GenBank genome assembly.